AAAGAAAUAGUAAAUUUACCGAACUACCCUUCCAUGUUUGGGCUUGUUCUGACCCUCGAGGACAAGGCCAUUCUUGUCUAUAGCGUCGACCACCGUUCUCUGGAAACCGUUCUCCAAUGAUUUUCACCGUCAUCGCAUGGCAUUACUCGGAGCUCAAAAGCAGAGCUUUAAGGGCAGAUAGAAACCCUACAACUCUCCUUCAAUUACUUCUUUUGUCCUUCUCCUGGAACACUCCUUUUGGCAGAUUGAGAGGCACACCGUCUUUUGAAGCUGGGGUUUAGGGCUUCGAAAUAUCCAGCGGAUUAUUAGGUUUUUUGUGAUCUCUGCGAAAUCUAGGGUUUUGGCUAGGUUUUUUUGCCUUAAAAAUGAUGCAAAAAAGUUACAGUCCAAGAAAUAGACGGAAAAUGGCGUGAUGUAUCAGAAGAUGAUGAGAUUUGACCAUAGUUCGGAUAGAAUUUUUACCCAAAGUAUGGUCAAAAGAAAUGAGGAAACAGAGAGAGAGAGAGAGGGACAGAAAGGGCGAGAGAGAGAGACAGAGUGCGUGUUCAAUGUUUAAAUUAUUAAGAGAGAGAGAGAGUAGGGUUUUGUUUGAACUUUAUUACAGCGAGUUGAGUGUCUUGGGCAAAACGGAUGGUCCAUGCUUGGACAUUAAAAACCAGUGACGUUUGUGGAAGCACGUUCUUUCUAGGGAUUAAUUUCUCAGGAAAAGCGUUUUCAUAUUUAUUUGUGAUUCAUUUUGAGCUAGAAUUUCGUAUAAAGCCGCUUUGGGCUUUGAAUAUUUGUUCAGAAAAUCUCAACUGUCGUUCUCCAUAUGUAGCAGAGUCGAAUUAUUUUUCCACGAUCAAAAGCUUAAUUUCUACGUUUUUUAGGGAAGGUUUUUUAUUCUGGUGCAAUUAAAACGCAUGAAUCAUUAAAAAUCGGGGAAGAAUCACAAAAUCAGGGGAAGAAAGCUCGGAUAUAGGUUGUUUCAAUUCUCUGAAAAUUUGUGGGGAGGAAUACUCUUGCAGGAAAAAGUAUUCAUCAAAUUCUCAGCAAUCGUGAAAGCUCUUCACAAUUAGUUCCAGAAAAAAUAAAGCAACAGGCAUUGCUCAAAAGAAUCUGAAAAGCAUGAAAUAAUGAAGAUAUUUGGAGACAUUAUUCUGCGUGUCUGAUGCCUGAAACCAGAAAAUCCUAGAAACCAUUAAACAUCAAAAAAUCAAACCUUUCUUAUAAGGAAGGAAUUAAACAGGAAGAAAUGCAGAGCAUCUGGUUAUCCUUAAAGAGUUCCAUGAAAUGCGGUACAGAGCCAGCCGCUCUUUUUCACCCUGAGAAGCGUCAAGCUGGAGCCCGACCAAUAUUGAGAGGCAACCACGAAAGAAGAGGAGUUAUCGUUAAUGGAGGAUUUCCGCCCAGUGAGAUCAUUCCCUGGACACAUACCGGCACGGCCCAGUUUUCAGUGCUCAGCAAAGGAGACACCUCGAGGAACAUAGUCGAGAUGAUAAUCAAAGCAGCCUCUGAAGAUCCCAAGAGGCAAUUCCCGGAGAUCUCCACUGUCCUAAAGGUGGUCCACUCUCCCAAAGCCAUCGAGAGGUUCGAGAAUUACAGAGAAGCAGUGAAAUUUCGAGCACAAAAACAACAAAGGAGGCACCCAAGGUGGUUGGCUGAUGGUAACGAGCUCCUUCGUUUCCACACCACCACAAUAGCUUGUCAACCAUCUUCCCGUUGUCUUAGUACCAAUCCUCCACUGGUUUUGGCUGAAUUCCGCAAACUAUGCAAGUUCUCAUGUUGUGGAGUUUGUAGGAUAGUAGAGGGGGGUUUUCAAAUGGGAGAGGGGAGUCACGGAAAGAUAAAGAUGAGCAGCCUUAUCAGUGAUCGGUUUGGUGAUGUUGGACCAAAGGGUGGAGAAAAGAGAGCAGUUGUUGUGUGUAGGGUAAUAGCUGGGAGAGUGGGUAGGCUCAGGGAGGGCGAGAAGUGGACUCAUUAUGGGUUCGAUUCAAUGGUAGGGUGCUCCAACUGUGAUGAGCUGUAUGUGAACAAUCCUCAGGCCAUUCUUCCUUGUUUUGUGGUAAUUUACUGAUGUGGUUUGAAUGAAUUGGGUGCAUUCUUGGUGUCUUUACUGCAUCCCUUUUGGGUCGGCAGCAGAUGCUUUGUAGGCAUUCUAUGUGAUUAAACUUUGAGCGGCAGAUCUCAUGUGUCCGACGCGUUUUUGGACUUCCUAGGUGAUUCCCUUUCACUCAGUAUCCAAAUAUGUAAUCAACCAAUUUGAGUCAGUAGCAUUAGUUUAGAAUUUUGAGCUUCUUUAAGAAACAUUUUACAUGUAUCACUGUUGGAAGUCGCAGUUCUUUUCAUAGAUCAAUCAUCUAUUCAUUUUUCA
Molecule: messenger RNA, 2353 nt
Organism: Amborella trichopoda
Lineage: Eukaryota; Viridiplantae; Streptophyta; Magnoliopsida; Amborellales; Amborellaceae
Source: RefSeq, a predicted model, not a curated record